UUUGCUUUAUUGAAAAGUCGAAGCAAAUCCACACUGUUCUCUAUACGUCUAUGUGGAGCCCAGGCAGGGAGGAUGCUGUUAGGAGAGACAACCAGUUGCUCUCCAGCUGUCACAGUAGUCUAAAAGUGGAGCCUCCCAUACGCGCCGACGGAUGAACAUCCUCGACCUGUUGCCUCGGUGUGAAGAAAAAGUACAGCAGUAUUUUCAUCGGAGCCUUAAAAAAAGAAAUUAUUUUUUUUUCUGUUGAAGGAGGGAGAUCGAAGAUAGUACCAUGAGGCUCAUCAAUGCAUUCGUCACUAAUUUAUGUUUUGAAUAACAGAAAAAAAAGAGGAGCGGAGUUGGUUUAGGAGGGAAACACCUCCUCUACGUGGAGCUGCAGCUUGCGGUGGUAUUUGUCCCCAUCUCUGUGUUUUAAGGAGGAGGACCAUGGUCGAACUGGAAAAGGAGGUGCUCCCACUGCCCCCUCGGUACCGGUUCCGAGACCUGUUGCUUGGGGACUGGCAGGCCGAUGACAGGGUGCAAGUAGAGUUCUAUGUGAAUGAAAACACUUUCAAGGAGCGCCUCAAGCUCUUCUUCAUCAAAAACCAAAGAUCCAGUCUGCGAGUGCGAAUGUUUAACUUUGCUCUGAAAGUGCUGAGCUGCCUCCUCUACAUUGUCCGAGUCCUGCUUGACAACCCACAAGAGGAAAGGCAGGACUGUGUUAACGAAGUUAACUGUACCAAACAAAACACAUCAUCCCGUCCUUGGAGUGAGUUUGACUGGAAACUCAUCAUCUGGGUUGAUAGACCUCUACCGCUGUGGGCACUGCAGGUGCUUGUGGCUUUUAUCAGCUUUUCAGAAACUAUGUUGCUUCUGUAUCUCAGCUACAAGGGCAACGUUUGGGAGCAAGUAUUACGUGUCCCCUUCAUUUUGGAGAUGAUCAGCGCCAUCCCUUUCAUGAUCACUGUGAUUUUGCCCUCCUUAAGAAAUCUCUUCAUCCCAGUAUUUCUCAAUUGCUGGCUGGCCAAACACGCUUUGGAGAACAUGAUACCCACCAGUUUUAUCUCAAAACUACUGUUUAGGAUAAAACCUGCUGUGAAGAAUGAUCUCCACAGGGCAAUCCAGCGGACACACUCGGCCAUGUUUAACCAGGUAGUGAUACUUAUCAGCACACUGGUCUGUCUCAUGUUUACAUGCAUCUGCGGCAUUCAACACCUGGAACGUGCCGGCAACAACCUGACUCUGUUUGACUCGCUUUACUUCUGCGUGGUCACCUUCUCCACAGUGGGAUUUGGAGAUGUCACCCCACGGAUCUGGCCCUCACAGCUGCUAGUAGUCAUCAUGAUCUUUGUGGCUCUCAUUGUGCUUCCCAUCCAGUUUGAGCAGCUGGCCUUUCUGUGGAUGGAGCGGCAGAAAUCUGGGGGCAACUACAGUCGCUACAGGGCACAGACGGAAAAACAUGUGGUGCUGUGCGUCAGCUGUCUCAAGAUUGACCUCCUCAUGGACUUCCUCAACGAGUUCUUCGCUCACCCCCGGCUGCAGGACUACUAUGUGGUGAUCCUUUGCCCGGCUGAGAUGGAUGUCCAGGUUAGGAGGGUCCUUCAUGUCCCUCUGUGGGCCCAGAGAGUUAUCUACCUGCAGGGAUCUGCCCUCAAAGACCAAGACCUGAUGAGGGCAAAGAUGGACGAUGCUGAGGCCUGCUUUAUCCUCAGCAACCGGUUUGAAGUGGACCGCAUUGCUGCUGAUCAUCAGACCAUCCUCCGAGCCUGGGCAGUCAAAGACUUCGCUCCAAAUUGCCCUCUUUACGUCCAGAUCCUUAAGCCAGAAAACAAGUUCCACGUCAAGUUUGCAGAUCAUGUUGUGUGUGAAGAAGAGUUUAAGUAUGCCAUGCUGGCCUUAAACUGUGUGUGCCCCGGUACCUCAACUCUAAUCACUCUAUUGAUCCACUCCUCUAGAGGACAAACGGCACCACAAGAGGCAUUCAAACAACGUGCAGGAGCCUUUCAAGCCCUUAACAGGGAAGGUGGUGCAAGUUCAGCAGAUCAAUGGCACCGGACCUACAGGCGCUGCUCAGCCAAUGAGGUACAUCACAUCCGCCUGGAAGAAAGCAAAUUCUUUGGGGAAUACCAGGGCAAGAGUUUCACUUUUGCCUCCUUUCAUGCACAUAAAAAGUAUGGAGUCUGUUUAAUUGGAGUACGAAGACUGGACACCACCAACAUUUUGCUAAAUCCCGGACCAUGCCAUAUCAUGGGGGCCUCUGACACAUGCUUUUACAUCAACAUUUCCAAAGAGGAGAACUCAGCAUUUGUCAGGGGGCAGAGAGAACCAUCAUGGGGUAGCACAGGAGGAAAUGCCAGAGGAGUACAUCAAAGCAUCUACCAUGGACUCACCCGCCUGCCAGUCCACAGCAUCAUCGCCAGCAUGGGCACCGUGGCCAUCGACCUGCAGGACUCCAGUGAUAGCAGCCCAGAAGGCCAGGACCCAGGUAGUACAGGGCUCGGCAGUGGAAGAGGGAGCAGAAGCAGCUCAAGGACAGAGAUGGGGGGCACCAACACUUUGGCUCUGCCAGCCAUGGGAGAUUCAGCAGAGGAAAGACGGCACAGCAUUGCCCCAGUCUUGGAGCUAGUGGAUGGUGUCAAUAACCCCACCUUUGACCUAUUGGCUGAUCAGUCAGAAGAUGAAGGAGGAGAGGAAGGGAAGGAUGACAGUGACAGAGAUGAGAGCGCCCACUGGUGGGGCCGACACUGCGAGUGGGUGAAAGGAUACCCGCUAAACUCUCCAUACAUUGGCAGCUCACCUGCACUGUGCCAUCUCUUACAAGAAAAGAUGCCUUUCUGCUGCCUACGCAUGGACAAGGCUUGUCACCACAUCCCUUUUGAGGAUGCCCGCGCCUAUGGCUUCAAAAACAAAUUGAUCAUUGUGUCUGCGGAGAGCGCAGGAAAUGGUUUGUACAACUUUAUUGUGCCUCUCCGGGCUUACUACCGACCAAGGAAGGAGCUCAAUCCCAUCGUGCUGCUGUUGGAGAGCAUACCUGAAGCUGACUUUUUGGAAGCAAUCUGUUGGUUUCCCAUGGUUUUCUACACAGUGGGCUCCAUCGACAAUCUGGACAGUCUGCUGCGAUGUGGAGUUACAUUUGCCAACACUAUGGUAGUGGUGGACAAAGAGAGCUCCAUGAUUGCAGAAGAGGACUACAUGGCUGAUGCCAAAACUAUCGUCAAUGUCCAAACCCUGUUCAGACUGUUCCCAGCUCUAAGUAUCAUCACGGAGCUCACACAUCCUGCCAACAUGCGCUUCAUGCAGUUCAAAGUCAAAGACCACUACUCCCUGGCUCUGUCCAAGCUGGAGAAGAAAGAAAGAGAGAAGGGAUCCAAUCUGGUCUUUAUGUUCCGCCUGCCCUUUGCCGCUGGGAAAGUGUUCAGUGUUAGCAUGCUGGACACUCUCCUCUACCAGUCAUUUGUGAAGGACUACAUGAUCUCAAUCACUAGGCUGCUGCUUGGUUUGGACUCCAUGCCUGGCUCAGGUUUCCUCUGCGCUAUGAAAAUCACAGAGGAUGACCUGUGGAUCCGAAACUAUGGCAGGCUCUACCAGAAGCUAUGCUCCUCAACUGGAGAUAUUCCCAUAGGCAUCUACCGCACAGAAGCCCACAAGCUUCCAGUGUCUGAAUCCCAGGUAUCCAUCACAGUUGAAGACUACGAGGACACCAGGGAACCCAGAGAACCUCUCCUGUCCCGCACCAGUACCCACCGUAACUCCACUUCCUCAGAACCCAUCUCCACCUCCUCCCACACUUCAGACCACCCACUGCUCAGAAGGAAGAGCAUGCAGUGGGCCCGACGGCUGAGCAGAAAGGGGGGUCGGGGAUCCAGUGGGGCCAAAGGUGGUCCGGGCAGUGCAGCAGAAAGAAUAAGCCAACAGAGAUUAACCCUGUUCAGACGCUCAGAAAGGCAGGAACUCAACGCGCUGGUGCGAACGAGAAUGAAACAUUUGGGUCUUUCUCCUACUGGAUUCAAUGGGAUGACAGAUCAAGGAAACAGACUGUCGUACAUCCUCAUAAACCCCUCUCCAGACACCAGACUGGAGCUGCACGAUGUUGUGUACCUGAUCAGACCAGACCCCCUCUCCCUGGUGCCCAAUCAGGGGAGCAGCAGGAAGUGCAGCGCUGGACUAUCAGAGAGCCACAGGUUCGAUACGCAGGACAGCACCCAUCUGUGAGACAAAAAAAAAAAAGACAAGAAAAAACUAAAAGAGAAAAAACUAAAGUGCUGUCAUGAAACCACCAGAGAGAGAGAAAAAAAAUGACGUUGACACAAUCAUGACAAAGAGGCAAAAUUCACAAAAUGGUGAGACAGAAAAAGAGACAAGUGGCACAAAACCCUCAUGUUUUUAGUCUCAGUGAACUUGCAUUGCCAGACAUGCAUCAACCUUUUCUAUAAAGAUGGGAAUGUUUUAUUUAUGCACCUUCCUACUUUCAAAGCGAAGAACUGUGGACACAGAAGUGCAUUUAAUUAAAAAUUGUAUGUAUUUAUAUCUGUGUAUGUGCAUGUUAUGUACUGCAUCAUGUACUGUACCUGCAGUGUGUUUGUAUAUACAGUCGCAUGCAAAAUAUUUCUGUUACUGCAAAAGGUUUAGUGAUUUGAAAAUGAACUGAUCUUAUAAAGUAAAAGAUGACAGAAUGUCUUCAGAGUUUUAGGAAAGCUUAGUGCGUCAAUGUUAUUUGUGCAAUUGAAAAGUAAAAGAAAGGAGCAGCAA
Melanotaenia boesemani (Boeseman's rainbowfish) is the source of this 4728-nucleotide messenger RNA. It is a transcript of the gene kcnt2b, whose product is annotated as potassium channel subfamily T member 2. The coding region runs from base 427 to 4191 and encodes 1254 amino acids. The record is from RefSeq and is a predicted model, not a curated record. Gene Ontology annotation, cellular component: membrane. The transcript is spliced from 31 exons. Gene Ontology annotation, biological process: potassium ion transport. Lineage: Eukaryota; Metazoa; Chordata; Actinopteri; Atheriniformes; Melanotaeniidae. Gene Ontology annotation, molecular function: intracellular sodium-activated potassium channel activity.